CAUUUAUAGCUCCCGGGCUCUCUCCUCUCGCUUCGUCACAAUCCAAAACCCCGAGAACCUUCUCUCUCCUCUCUCACAACUCUCUCUCUCUCUCUCUUCUCUUCCCUCUCUAGAGCCGCAAGAACAUGGUGCAACAGCACAGAAUCUACGUCGUGCAGUUCGACAAGGGGGAGCCUGACCAGGAGGAGCUGUCAUGCAAGGCCUCGCCGCCCAAGGGCGGCGGCCGCCGGAUCAUGUACUACUACCAUGACUACGGCACCGGAGGUGGCGCCGGCAAGAACGGCAAGCCGGCCAAGUCCAGGGCGCUCAGCCUGAGCGGCUUCUUCGGCUUGCUCCUCAUCUGCCUUUUCGGCCUCGCCACGCUCCUCGCGGCCCCGGGCGCCUUCUUCUCCUUCGCGCGCACCGGCGGCGCGGCGGGCGGCGCCCUGCGCAUGCACUCGGCGAGCGCGUCGUUCCAGCUCGUGUCCUCCGCUGGGCGACCGGCGGAGGAGGAGAGGAUACGGCCGUACACGCGCAAGUGGGAGGCGCACGUGAUGAAGACCAUCGACGAGGUGCGGUUCCGGCGCGUGCCCCCCGGCGAGGCGGCGCGCUGCGACGUGCGGCACGACAUGCCGGCCGUGCUGCUCUCCACGGGCGGGUUCACGGGCAACGUGUACCACGAGUUCAACGACGGCCUCCUCCCGAUGUUCGUGACGGCGGGCCACCUCCAGCGCCGCGUGGUGUUGGUCAUCCUCGAGUACCACGACUGGUGGAUGACCAAGUACGGCGACGUCGUGUCCCGCCUCUCGGCGUUCCCGCCCAUCGACUUCACCGCCGACCGCCGCGUGCACUGCUUCCCCGAGGUGAUCGCCGGCCUCCGCAUCCACGGUGAGCUCCCCGUUGACCCGGCCAGGCCCCCCGAGGGCCGGAGCAUCCGCGACUUCCGGCGCCUCCUCGACGACGCCUACCGCCCCCGCAUCAACUACCUGGAGCGCAUGGAGCGCAAGGCCGCCCGCAAGCAACGCCGCGCCAGCGGCGCCGCCGCCACGAAGCUCGCCCUCCCGAACAAGCACCCGGCGGCUCCGGCGGAGCGGCCGAAGCUGGUGAUCGUGUCGAGGACGGGGUCCCGCGUGAUCGAGAACGAGGAGGAGCUGAAGGCGGUGGCGGCGGACGUGGGGUUCGACGUGCGCGUGGUCCGGCCGGAGCGGAGCACGGAGAUGUGCAAGAUAUACCGGGACCUGAACGCGAGCGACGCGAUGGUGGGCGUGCACGGCGCCGCCAUGACGCACUUCCUCUUCAUGCGCCCCGGCAAGGUGUUCAUCCAGGUGGUGCCGCUGGGCACGGACUGGGCGGCGAACGAGUACUACGGCGAGCCGGCGGCGCGGCUCGGCCUGCGGUACGUCGGGUACAAGAUCCUGCCGGAGGAGAGCUCGCUCGCCCGCGAGUACCCGGCCGGCCACCCCGUGCUGACGGACCCCGCCGGCGUGGCGCAGCGCGGCUGGGACGUGACCAAGAAGGUGUACCUGGACCGGCAGAACGUGCGGCUCGACCUGGCGCGGUUCCGGGAGGAGCUGGUCGCCGCCCACCGGUACCUCGUCGCCGGCAAGCGGAAGGGCCGGCCGAAAACCAAACCUCUUGCCAUAUGAUCGAUCGGCCGAUAUAAUCAUCUCCGUUAGCAAACAAACAUCCCGUAUAGCAGUACACCAUAGAUCAAAAUUUACAGACACCUUUCUCCUCUCCUCUCUGUUCUUGUCAGUUACAGUUACAGCGGCUAACUCCAUACCUGACCAUUCAUUUCAUUUAGAUUGUUACUCUCCGUUUUGACGCUUCA
Molecule: messenger RNA, 1810 nt
Organism: Triticum urartu
Lineage: Eukaryota; Viridiplantae; Streptophyta; Magnoliopsida; Poales; Poaceae
Source: RefSeq, a predicted model, not a curated record